UUGUGAGCCAACGGCUUUGUGCUUUCUUUCUCCCACUUUCCCUCUUUUUGUCGAAGUAACAGUAAUAAGACAUGGCUACUGCAGGAAAGGUGAUUAAAUGUCUGGCUGCUGUAGCCUGGGAGCCCAAUGCUCCCCUGGUGAUAGAGGAGAUUGAAGUAGCUCCACCCCAAAAGAAUGAAAUACGGAUCAAGGUGAUUGCUACAGGUGUUUGUCACACCGAUUUGUAUCAUCUGUUUGAGGGAAAGCAUAAGGAGGGCUUUCCUGCUGUUCUUGGCCAUGAGGGAGCUGGUAUAGUGGAGAGUAUUGGACCUGGAGUCACCGAGUUCAAACCAGGUGAUAAGGUCAUUCCCCUCUUCAUCUCUCAGUGUCGAGAGUGCAGGUUCUGUAAGAGUCCAAAGACUAACCUGUGUGAGCACAGCUGGUCUAGUGAUCGAUAUGCUCAGAUGUCAGAUACCAUCACACGCUUCUCCUGUCGUGGUAAGCCUGUCCUACAGUUCAUGGGCACCAGCACCUUCUCUGAAUACACGGUCAUGAACCAGAUUGCUGUGACGAAGAUCCAUGAUGAUGCCUCUUUGGACCGUGUUUGCCUGCUUGGCUGUGGCAUUUCCACUGGCUAUGGAGCAGCCAUCAACACCGCCAAAGUAGAGCCAGGCUCAGUGUGUGCAGUGUUUGGACUUGGUGCCGUAGGCCUUGCUGCAGUCAUGGGCUGUAAGAAUGCUGGAGCAUCCAGGAUCAUUGCUGUGGACAUCAAUGAGCAGAAGUUUGAAAAGGCGAAGGUAUUUGGUGCCACUGAAUUCGUGAACCCCAAAGCACACAAAAAGCCUGUCAGUGAGGUUCUGGCAGAAAUGACCGAUGGGGGUGUGGAUUUCUCCCUGGAGUGUGUGGGCAACGUGGCUGUCAUGAGGAGUGCACUGGAGUCGUGUGCUAAAGGUUGGGGUGUGAGUGUGCUUGUUGGCUGGACAGACGUUAGUGAUUUCUCUGCUCGACCAAUUCAGCUAAUUGCUGGAAAGACCUGGAAGGGAUCACUGUUUGGAGGUUUUAAGAGUAAGGAUUCGGUUCCAAAGCUCGUCCUAGACUACAUGGCUGGCCGUAUAAAGUUGGAUGAAUUUGUAACCCAUACUAUGAGUCUUGAGCAGGUCAAUGAUGCCAUUGAGCUCAUGAAGAAGGGAGAAUGCAUUCGAACCAUCCUGAAGGUGUCCAAGUGAGAAGGGCACAAAGACCACAGUUGCUUGAGACCAAAGUCAUUACUGCGUCUACCAUGUCUUCAGCUAAUCAUUAUUUCUUUUAAUAAGCUUGCAGAUUCUAAGGCAUUUUAUCUUGAAAAAGGGUUAAUGUUUUAACACCCUGCAGUAUUCAGACAAAGUGUUCAUACUGAAGUAUUCACAUUACUCAGUUAAUGUAUACCAUUAUAAGCCUAUAACCCAGAUACUGGAAUUAGAUUUUCUAGUCCAGAUAUUAUGCAAUUUUAUAUAUGUUAGUGUGUAUAUAUCAUACAUAAAAAUAAUCAAACAUACACUUGUGUUCAAAAUAAUAGCAGUCCAACACGACUAACCAGAUCAAUCACUGUUUUUGGUGGAAAUUAUAUUACUACAUGGCAAAUAAUUUACCAGUAGGUGUAGUAGAGUCAUAGAAAACCAACAGACCCAACAUUCAUGAUAUGCAUGCUCCUGAGUCUGUGUAAUCGAAUAAUUAAGUGAAAGGGACGUGUUCAAAAUAAUAGCAGUGUGGAGUUUAAUUAGUGAGAUCAUUCAUUCUGUGAAAAAACAGAUGUCAGUCAGGUGGCCCUAAUUUAAGGAUGAAGCCAGCACAUGUUGUACAUCCAUUUCUCUCUGAAAACCUGAGAAACAUGGGUCGUUCCAGACAUUGUUCAGAAGAACAGCGUGCUUUGAUUAAAACGUUGAUUGGAGAGGUAAAACGUAUACUGUAAAGAAGUGCAGAAAAUGAUGGGCUGCUCAGCUAAAAUGAUCUCCAGUGCUUUAAAAUGGACAGCAAAGCCAGAGAGACAUGAAAGAAAACAGAAGACUACCAUUCGAAUGGAUCGAAGAAUAGCCAGAAUGGCAAAGACUCAGCCAAUGAUCAGCUCCAGGGUGAUCAAAGACGGUCUGAAGUUACCUGUGAGUACUGUGACAAUUAGAAGAUGCCUGUGUGAAGCUAAUCUAUCGGCAAGAAGCCCCCGCAAAGUUCCACUGUUAAAAAAAAAAAUGUGCUGAAGAGGAUACAAUUUGCCAAAGAACACAUCGACUGGCCUAAAGAGAAAUGGAAAAACAUUUUGUGGACUGAUGAAAGUAAAAUUGUUCUUUUUGGGUCCAAGAGCCGCAGACAGUUUUUCAGACGACCCCCAAACACUGAAUUCAAGCCACAGUACACUCUGAAGACAGUGAAGCAUGGUGGUGCAAGCAUCAUGAUAUGGGAAUGUUUCUCUUACUAUGGUGUUGGGCCCAUUUAUCGCAUACCAGGGAUCAUGGAUCAGUUUGCAUAUAUCAAAAUACUUGAGGUCAUGUUGCCUUAUGCUGAAGAUGAAAUGCCCUUGAAAUUGGUGUUUCAACAAGACAACAACCCCAAACACACCAGUAAGCGAGCAGCAUCAGGGUUCAAGACCAACAAAAUGAAAGUUAUGGAGUGGCCAGCCCAAUCCCCGGACCUUAAUCCGAUAGAAAACUUGUGGGGUGACAUCAAAAAUGCUGUUUCUGACGCAAAACCAAGAAAUGCAGAGGAAUUGUGGAAUGUUGUCAAAUCAUCCUGGGCUGGAAUACCUGUUCACAGGUGCCAGAAGUUCUCAGAAACCGUGGUUAUACAACUAAAUAUUAGUUUAGUGAUUCACAGGAAUACUAAAUCCUUAAGAUUUUUUCAGUUUAUACAGUAAAUAUUUGGAGUUUGUAAUGAAAAAUGCAGACACUGCUAUUUUUUUGAACAGCCCAAUGUUCAUUUUUCUUCAUUUUCUGUAAAGUAAUUAAAAUAUUCAUACAUUUUUCUUCAUGUUUUGAUGUAGAAUAUAAUGUGCAGUGUUCCCAAUGCAUGGAAAUAAAAACUAUUAUAAGGAUUUUGAGCUUUACUCACGUUUUUAAACACACUGCUAUUAUUUUGAACACAACUGUACAUACAGUUAGUGGAUGCCGUAAAAUUCAAGAUUCAAAUGUAUAU
Neoarius graeffei (lesser salmon catfish) is the source of this 3141-nucleotide messenger RNA. RefSeq names its product alcohol dehydrogenase 1-like. Bases 72 to 1205 code for a protein of 377 amino acids. Gene Ontology annotation, molecular function: zinc ion binding; S-(hydroxymethyl)glutathione dehydrogenase [NAD(P)+] activity. Gene Ontology annotation, cellular component: cytosol. The transcript has 9 exons. The record is from RefSeq and is a predicted model, not a curated record. NCBI's taxonomy places the organism in Eukaryota, Metazoa, Chordata, Actinopteri, Siluriformes, Ariidae. Gene Ontology annotation, biological process: formaldehyde catabolic process.